GAUUCAUAGAUAGAUGGCUCAGCCGGCGGCACCACCACAGCGCUCGUCUCUGGUGAGAUGCAUCGGCUUGAUUUUGGUGGCCCUUGUCAUCCUCGUCGGCCUCAUUGUUAUCAUCACAUGGCUUGCUGUCCAGCCCAAAAAACUCAGAUACUCCAUAGAAGAGGGUUCGAUCAGCGGCUACAACCUGACGAAGAGCAACCAUCUGAACGCCACCUUCCAUUUGGUCCUCCGGGCGACAAAUCCGAGCCAUCAGAUGUCGCUGUACUACGACAGGAUCACCGUAACGGCGUCGUUUGAGGACCAGAAGCUUUCAAUACUCAAUGUGUCCCCGUUUUACCAGGGGAGGACGAAUGUGACUCAUCUGGACCUGCAACUGGCGGCAGAAGGGGUGGCGCUCUACGGAGCGGUCGCCGGAGACCUGAGAAUGGAGCAGGCGGCGGGGUACGUCGACAUCGACGUCGAAUUCCGGGCUAAGAUCAGGCUCAAGUUUGGGGUUUUCAAGGUGCACCGGAAGCUUAGGGUUUUAUGUGGCUCUGUAACAGUCCCCUUGGGGAAGAAGCCUAUGGGGUUUGAGAGGGUUUGGUGUGAUGUAGAUAGAUAUUAGAAUUGGUUUUUUAAUUUUUUAUUUUUCAGGAUUAUGUUGUGUUUGUAAUUUGUUGUUUGUUGUGAUGCUGUGCGUUUGAAUUCUUUUGGUAAUUGAAUAUCUAUAUAGGACACAUAUAUUAAAAGAAAUGAUUUUUCGUCAUCAUAAAUGACACG
Andrographis paniculata is the source of this 759-nucleotide messenger RNA. RefSeq names its product NDR1/HIN1-like protein 10. Lineage: Eukaryota; Viridiplantae; Streptophyta; Magnoliopsida; Lamiales; Acanthaceae. The record is from RefSeq and is a predicted model, not a curated record. The coding region runs from base 14 to 604 and encodes 196 amino acids. Gene Ontology annotation, cellular component: plasma membrane. The transcript has 2 exons.